Messenger RNA from Fraxinus pennsylvanica, 1005 nucleotides. The record is from the annotation of a GenBank genome assembly. NCBI's taxonomy places the organism in Eukaryota, Viridiplantae, Streptophyta, Magnoliopsida, Lamiales, Oleaceae.
AUGGAAUUAAUUCACACAUUUCUAAACUUAGUUGCACCUCCAUUUACCUUCUUCACCCUUUUGCUUUUCUUGCCACCAUUUCAAAUUUUUAAGUUCUUUCUCUCAAUCUUGGGCUCCGUUUUCGCUGAGGAUGUUGCAGGGAAGGUUGUUAUCGUCACCGGUGCCUCCUCUGGCAUCGGCGAGCAUCUUGCAUACGAGUAUGCUAAAAGAGGAGCGCGAUUAGUUCUUGCUGCAAGAAGGGAGAGGAGUCUUACAGUACUUAUAAUUGAAAAGAACAAAUACAAUAAUUUCGUGCUAUUAAUGCGGGGUUUUUUUUUCAUGGUUUAUGCAGUGGAUCAUUUGGUUAAUAAUGCUGGACUCAUGUCAGUUUCUAUGCUGGAAGAGGCUGAAAAUGUCACUGAGUUCAGAGCAAUAAUGGAUAUCAACUUCUGGGGUUACGCCUACAUGACCAAAUUUGCAGCUCCUUACCUCAGAAACAGCCAGGGUCGAAUUGUUGUACUUUCUUCAUCUGCAUCUUGGUUGCCAGGACCAAGAAUGAGUUUCUACAAUGCAAGCAAAGCAGCAGUUGCACAGUUUUUCGAGACACUGAGGAUCGAGUUCGGGCCCGAUAUUGGGAUUACUCUUGUCACGCCUGGGUUCAUAGAGUCCGAACUUACACAAGGCAAAUUCGUAAGUAAAGCUGGAAAACUUGAAGUUGAUCAGGAUAUGAGAGAUGUUCAAGUGAAUAUAAACCCUAUCCAGAGAGUCGAGAGCUGUGCGAAGGCGAUCGUUAACAGUGCUUGCCGAGGCGAAAGAUACCUGACUGUGCCAGCAUGGUUUAGGGUCACUUUCUUUUGGAAGACAUUCUGCCCGGAGGUCCUAGAAUGGUUCUACAGAUUUUUAUAUAUCACCAGCCCUGGGGACUCACCGAAAGAGGCACUUGGCAAAAAGCUAAUCGAUUUCACAGGAGCAAAGGCGGUUCUCUAUCCUGAAACAGUCCAAACACCAGAAACAAAGAAGGAUUAA